CUGUUGUCAUUUCGGUUUCGGUUUUCGGUGCGCGAGGAACAGCUAGCUCCACUGAUACAAUGGCGGGCAAACGUGGUCUGGAUAUCAUCUUGAACAUAGCAGAGUAUGCACCCAGCAAGGGAGGCUUUGAUCGCGUUCUUAAAAUGAUUAAAAUCACAGGCGGUGGUGAAGGACGAGCUUUUGGGGAGUUUACUGUGGAAAAGGAGCACCUGAACCACGAGGGGACCUUGCAUGGCGGCCUGACAGCCACUAUUGUGGACAACAUUAGCACCUACGCGAUGAUGUCGAGAGGAAAACAUCCGGGCGUUACAGCCAAUCUGAAUGUCAGCUACCUGUCGGCCGCAAAGCUAGGAGAGGUUAUUGAAAUAGAUGCCAGAACUGUGCGUGCAGGUCGCAAAAUGGCUUACUUGGAUAUAUUCCUCAUGCGCAAAACGGAUAAAAGCAUUAUCGCCACCGGGCGGCAAGUCAAGUACAUUGAUUUUAAAUUUGAUUUUUAGAUCGCAAACAAAAGUCCAAUGUAUACGAAAUUUGAAUAAAAACAUUUGGCAACGUA
Molecule: messenger RNA, 553 nt
Organism: Drosophila obscura
Lineage: Eukaryota; Metazoa; Arthropoda; Insecta; Diptera; Drosophilidae
Product: acyl-coenzyme A thioesterase 13
Exons: 2
Coding region: 60-497 (145 amino acids)
Molecular function (GO): fatty acyl-CoA hydrolase activity
Source: RefSeq, a predicted model, not a curated record